Molecule: messenger RNA, 1525 nt
Organism: Amoebophrya sp. A25
Lineage: Eukaryota; Dinophyceae; Syndiniales; Amoebophryaceae
Source: the annotation of a GenBank genome assembly
GUCGAAGGACAGUCUAGGCAGCUAUGCUUCUUCGUCCCAGAAUCGCUACGCUGUGGGAACUAGUGUUAAGAAUGAAGAUGAUUGCUUCAGUAGAAUAUACUAGGGAGUAGUGUUUAUGGUAAGGGCACUGAUUUCCGACUUCAGAAGAAUUUUUCUUUGUCAUUUGUUCAUCUCGAUUGCGUUCUUCUAUCUGGACAAGCAAGGCUCAUUUAGAGGGAGACUCCUUGCCUGAGAUGUAGUUGAUUUUUUCUCAAAGGAAGACGAAAGAAACUUGUCACUGCUCGGCUGCUGGAGAAGUGUCUCUUGAGACCCAGAGAGGCCGUGACGACUUCUCUUGGAUGACCUUUACUGCAGAGCGGAGGCUGAAAUAGUCAAUACUCUUACAUCAUGGCUGAAAUAGUCAAUAAUCUAACCUCAUGGCCAGUGGUACGACUGCGGCUCACGCCAGAAAUGGGUCUCUCUCUGGCGGUCGCGUAUCAGUAGAGCUAAUGGGAAAUUUGCAGGUUGUUCUGCUAGAGUUAUGGAGUGUACUAGAGGUGGCGACCCUGCUUUAGAAGUAGCUAAUCGUGCAGGUGUGUAGUGGAAGCAAGUCAUAGAAGGACACUGGUGGCUGGUGAUAAGUGGCGCAGCCUGCCAGCAUGCCCCUGCUGAUCAUCGACUCAUGCAGUCAGUACUUCAGCAUGCUGGGGCAGCCUGCCCCUGCUGAUAGUUGAUUCAUGCAGUUGAAAUCGAUUGUUUUUUCAGCAUACUGGGGCAGCCUGCCCCUGGUGAUAGUAGACUCAUGAAGAUGAAGGUGAUCGCUGUGGAGAGGAGAGGCCAACUGAUGGCAGUGCAUUCAUUUCAACUGCGUUGAUAGGCAUUUGAAUUGAAUUAAAACAAGAUAAAGUCGAAAAUUUUAUAUUUGGGACUUUCAAACAACAUAUGUGGGACUUUCAACGAACUAAAAUUGGCACCUCUAUGCUAGUACAUUCAUAGCCGUCGUUGGAUUUCAAAAUUUCUUAGAUACAACUUAAGAUCAUUGCAAGAAAAUUCAAAAUUUGUGACUCUUAUAUGUCUGAAGUUUGUCUAGUACUGGUUUGGUUGGAUCUUCGUAGCCUCACGAAUGGGUAAGCUGCUACUCGCUACUACUACUUCUAGAAGUUGCCGUUUACGUUUUGUUGGGCCAUUUCUAUGCAACAAAGAACACAGCAAAACUCUCUUGUCAAUGAUUCGUGCACGACCUCUUUUGUUAUUGCUGCCUGCGUGUACUACUAUUACUACUCCUACCUGUACCUCGCUAAUCUAGGACUUGAAAGCUUCUACUGUGGUGCCACCUGUAAUUUCGGCUUCUGGAGGAGCGGGCACUUCUCAUUCGGUCUACGGCAGUCAACAACGUUCUUCAACGAGUGGCGGACCUGGGGGAAUGUGUAGUUAAGGCUCAAAACGAUCCAGUUCGAAGUGUGGUCAUCUUUCUUCGUUUUCUUCUUGGGAUUCUGAAAAAAUGAGCUUAGGAAAUGAAGCGCUUUGGGCUCUAAUAUAGUGGCGG